UCUGGUAAACGCUCGCUCCCGCUGCCCUCGGCCUCGACUGAAGAUGGGCAGGCAAAGAGACUUCGAGCGGCUGCUAUCGCUCAGCAGGAUCGCAGUCUCUUUGCUUCCACUUAUGGAUAUGACGUUGGCGAGGGUUCUUCGUCUUCCUUUCAGAUGAGCAUGUCUAUUCCCGGUCUCAUGGGGCGUUUUGAUCCCCAAGUUGCCUAUAUCGCCGUAUGUCGUGUGCUAACAAACUCAGCCCAAGCCCAAGCAACUGUGCCGCUCAUGACAGAGACGGCAGCGGCUGCCUCGUCGUCUCGAGCUCAGGCAAACAGACGUCGAUCAGCGUCUUGUCAUGCCCUCCGCACAGACAGCUGCUCUCUCGGCGACCUUGGCCUGGCCAUCCCUUCUGGCCUCACCGCAGCCGAGCAGUCCCGCCGCAAAGAUGCCCUCCAAUCCGAGAUUGACUUCCACAAGAACAACCCGCCGAUUCUGCCGCCGUCCAAGGUCGAAGACUUGCCUCCCAAGCCGUUCAUCGAGGACUUCCUCAGGAUCCCCGAGGACAUCACCGAGGAGGAGCGCCGCGACAUAGAAGACCAGAACAACAGGAUCGCGGCGCAGCACCAGCUCAUCGACCGCCAGCGCAACAACCAGGCGGCCAAGAAGUCGCGCCAGGCGCGCCUCGAGUCGCUCUGGAACACGCGCGAGCUGCUCAACGCCAAGUCGGCCGAGUGCUUCUGGUUUCGGAUGAAGGUCAUUGCUCUGGGGGGCAGCACUGAGGAGUGGGAUCAGGUGACGGCCAGCGUCAAGGCGCGCCUCGUCAAGGAGAUUGACUCCCGGGUUAAGGACAGCGAGAAGCAGGCCGCGGACGCGAAGAAGGCCGAGGAGGCCAAGAAGCGGGCGGAGCGCAACAAGCGCCGCGCCGAGGUCAGGAGCCGCGAGGAGGAG
Messenger RNA from Trichoderma citrinoviride, 927 nucleotides. RefSeq lists its product as hypothetical. Lineage: Eukaryota; Fungi; Ascomycota; Sordariomycetes; Hypocreales; Hypocreaceae. The transcript has a single exon. The record is from RefSeq and is a predicted model, not a curated record. The annotation marks the transcript as partial.